GUCAUUUAGUCUGGCAAAAUAACAUGGCGCACUAGCUGUAACACUGAAAGUCUGGGAGGUUUGUGGUCAGAGAUGUAUGUAUGCUUGAAUUAAAAGAUAAUCAAUUUCAGAAGAUGUUUUAAUACUUGUAGUACCAAAAUGAAUCAUUUGCUGCUUUUUAUGGUUUCCUUUCUGGUUCUUACUUGGCUUGUUGAAGGGACAGAGGUUAAAUUGAACACACCUUACACUCUGGUUUUGUCAAAUCAAACGUUGUCAAAGUACAAAUUAAUUCAGUUAUCUAUACAGCCAAAUCGAUAUGGCUUUGUUGUAAACCAACUGCAUAGUCAGCAUAAAGCAGUAGUAACUUCAUUUCUGAAAAAGUCAAGUUAUGGCAAUGAAUACACUUCUACAAAUGCUGGGCUUGUCAAGAUGCUGCAAGAUCAAGAAUUUAUUUCUAGAACGUAUUUGGGAGUUGCUUCCAACAACUUUGUUAAUGCAGUCUUUUUUUCAAUUCCAGCCAUUAAAUUUAGUCCAGUGCCUGGCGCAUGUUGUCUAACAUGUUCACUUGAAAUCAAUCCAAAUAUUAAAGUUACAUAUCAAUCAUUUAAAACUACUGUUCAAUUUGAAAGGGCUAGUGCCUAUUGGCGAUAUCCGAAAGGCUAUCCACAGUGUGAUGACAAAGUUGUUCCUAGAACAUUCAGUUUAGUUUAUGACAUUUAUUAUUAUUUUCUAAAUGAAAAUGACUUGUCAGAGAAAGGACUGUUUGAUGGACUGUGGAAAAUGGCAACUCCUGACAACAUCAAAGAAAACGGUAAACAUUUAACAACAAUUAAGGGAGCAGAAAUCCUCUCUGCAGCUACAGAAAAACUUUUUGCUCAAGGAGUUAUAUUUAAUGUUAUAGUAACAGAUUCUUCUACUGGUUAUUCAGCAGCAUAUGUGCCUGCUGCGACUUAUGGAUGUAAUUUUACAAGCACAGACAAUGAGUGCCUUUCUAAAGGUUCAGCUGUAUCACUAACCUACAGCAUAAUAUUUGCUUUACUUGGCAUUGUGAUGUGUUUUGCUGGAUUCAAAUUAUUCCGUAUUCUGCUUUUUUUGUCAGGAAUGGUAUUCUUUUGGCUGAUUAUCUAUACAAUUUUAGCUAGAUACUCUGUUGAAUGGGAAAGUGAUGAAUUACUGAUUGUUUCUUCGAUGUGUUCAUUGGUUGGUGGAGCAAUUGUUUUGUUUUUGUACGCUUUCCGAAAAGUGUUUUACCUUUGCAUCCUAAAUGUUUGUUUGUCAUUUGGUAUGUUUAUUGCAGCUGUUAUGUUUUACACACCCUUUGGUUAUUAUGAAUUCUGGAAUGAAUACUAUCGAUUUUUGCUUGGCUAUGUUUGUGUCACAAUGUUCAUUGCAACAAUAUUUCUAUUUUUUCCAAAAGUAGUUUGUUAUUUAUUUUCAAGCCUUUUAGGAUCGUAUGCUAUAAUUUUAUUACCAAACUAUUUUUUACAAGCAAACAUGCAUUACAUCGUUGUCACAGUUUUGUUGCGUAUGACUGUCGAAGAUUUCGGUUCAUCCUACUUACGAAGACCAUAUCAACAACCUGAAUAUAUUUUAACUGGAGCUUGGGCAGCUUUAUUUGUUAUUGGGUUUAUUGUACAGUAUUUUACCUCAAGAAACGAUGAAUUUGAAGUUUCUGGGAAAGAAAUACGACGGAAAGCCUGGGAAAAAUUUAGCGAGAGCGUACAUCUUUCCAGAAGAGGGAGAAGACAGAAGAAAAAGAAACAAACAUAUUACACUCCUGAAAGUGAUGAAAGAACACCGUUGAUUAUAAACGGCACUAAUGAUCAAAUGACUUUCAGUAGUUUUGGUCAUACUAGGAAUGUCAACCAAGCUGAUGUUACAGAUAAUGUUGCAUUUCCACUACAAUCUCCUGAUUCACUUGAGUCAACCCCACUUCUGCAUAAAUCAGCAGCUCAGAGUUAUACUGAACCGACAGCCCCGCCUCGUGGAGACGAAAGGUAUCCAAAGUUUGCAUAUGCGUAAAGUAGGAAUCAGAUGUUUUGUAUUCACAUUGUUCAGAAAUAAUUUUUCUUUUUUAUUGUUUUCUAAAAUCUUGACUAAAAUUAUAUCCUUAAUUUUUUGAAUAUGUUAUUAAGUUAAACUCUUUGCAACCCCAAAAAAAUUUUAAUAGAAAAUUUCUUUUAACUAGACAUGCAAAUCAAGCUAAAGUCAGACUUGUUUAUCUUAUGUAUGUGUGUGUUUGUUGGUGUACUGUAUGUAUAAAUCUUUUCUUGUUGUAGCAGAGAAGCAAAUUAUUUUUAGCUGAAGAGAUGCUCUCCUUUGUCUUCAUCAUGAAAAAAACUUUCUUACAGUUAAAAGAUGUUAAUAAAUUUUCUACUCAUUUGAUUAAAGUCUUCUAGUUUGAGUCCUUUUUUUGCAAAGUGCUGGAAAAUCUAACUAAUUAAUAUUAGAUUGUUGUCUCUGCACUUGUUUUUUUGUAUGUUUUGACAAUAAACCUGUUGGUUUAAAUUAUUAGUAUCCCACAAUUUUUUAAUACAUUAUUCAAAUUUUUUUUUUCUAUAUCAUAAUUAUGGCUGUUCACAUUUAAAUUAAAAACUUGUUUUCUGCAUGAUUACCAAGAAUACCCCCUGUCUUUUAGUAGGACAUAUAUACUUGUUAAUAUAUUAAUAAUAGCCAUAUUCGGUCUGUCUUUGUGCAAAUGGUACUGCCAAGGAUGGGCAUGGAUUUAUCCAAGAGUCAUUGACUAGUAUAUUAUUUUGAGACGUUGAAGACUAUUUUUAACUAAUUCUUUGCUCCAAAGUCUUGCAGUAUUAAAGCAGUAUAUAAUGUUUGGUAUCAGAUCUUAACGAUAAAAAAAGUUAUUUCAAUGCAUAUGUUACAGUGAAACACAUAUAUACACAGCAUUUAACGAUUAAUAAUGCAUAAAUUAUAUUUACAAGUUUGCAUUAUUUUAAUACAAUAAAAAGACUUAUUAAAAGAAAAAUAUAUUUUAGGUCAGAAUUUUCAGUAUUUUUUUUGUACAAAAGAUAUAUAUCUUCCCUUUUAUAGAUUACAAUAAAAACUAUUUGCAACAACCGAAAAUAUAUUAACUAAGAUAUAAGGUUUUUUAAUACUGCAAAUGGUAUCAUCUCCUUAUAGCAAUUUUUGUGCAAGUCUUUUGUGGUGCUCUUUAUUAUCAAUACUUUACAAGAAAAGCCCCCUGUUACAUCAUGUACGAUCUGUGAACCUGAUAAUGUUUAUUGUGUCUUGACCCAUGUUUACGUUGCAUCUCUAUACUUUAACAGGUUUUUGUAUCUGUCCUUUUUUUUUUAAAAUUUGUAAAAGAAUUAUAUUUUUAUUUCUAUUUUUUUGCUAUUAUCAUUAACAAAGUAGUUUUGUAGUUAUUAACAUUUGUGAAUAAUGAAUAAAUAAAUCCGGGUUUACAUUGAUCGAUUAAUUUUAGAAGUUUUUGUUUUAGCUGCAAAAGAUAUAUUGUGUACAAGCAUACAUUUUCUAUGAAUAAUUUUUUAACAUGUUUAACAUUCAAGAUCCAUUCAAUGUUUUUAUUAAAGGCCUUCAAGGCUAAUUAAUUUUUUUGUGUAAUUCAUCAGUGUAAACCCAGCAUUAUGUAUAGAACAACAUUACAAGAGCUUAAAUUUAGUAAAAAUAUAUGCAAAUAUUAUGUGUCCUUCAUAUUUUGUUGACUGUGCCUAUUCCUUUGUUAUUAUUCCGUAUUGAUGUAUUUUAUUAUUUUGGUUUUUAUUGUUGUUUUGAAUUUUUGUACUUUAAAUUUUUUUCUCUAUUAAAUAUUAAAUAUUUUUGUAUGCAGUUUUAUAUUUUCUUAGAUUAUUCAUUUCUUAUGGCGGUA
Molecule: messenger RNA, 3826 nt
Organism: Hydractinia symbiolongicarpus
Lineage: Eukaryota; Metazoa; Cnidaria; Hydrozoa; Anthoathecata; Hydractiniidae
Product: transmembrane 7 superfamily member 3-like
Exons: 2
Coding region: 139-2001 (620 amino acids)
Source: RefSeq, a predicted model, not a curated record